Messenger RNA from Microtus ochrogaster (prairie vole), 1041 nucleotides. RefSeq names its product doublecortin domain-containing protein 1. Gene Ontology annotation, biological process: intracellular signal transduction; regulation of mitotic cytokinesis. The record is from RefSeq and is a predicted model, not a curated record. Gene Ontology annotation, cellular component: midbody. Lineage: Eukaryota; Metazoa; Chordata; Mammalia; Rodentia; Cricetidae. Gene Ontology annotation, molecular function: microtubule binding.
AUGGCAGAUGUCGGUGCAGGUCCUCUAGAAGAGCAGCCAGUCCUCUUCUGCACCAUCUCUACAGUUCAUAUCAAUCAUACUCUCACUAGUGCUAAGCCAGAUCUCUUCAGUCACUUUUGUCCAUGUACGGAGUUCAUGUCAAACCAGGCAAAAGCUGUUAUUAAAACUACCGACGAUUGCUUGCAGCUUCAGUUUGGCCCCAGCAGACUUCUGCCUUCAGUGGCUGUAUCACAAGGGUCAGGCCUUCAAGAUUGUUCUACACAUCAAACAGCCUCAGAUCACAGCUAGGAGGAACCAUCAAACCCAGAUAGCUGCAAAUCCAAGAGAAAAAACAAUUCUUGUUUUAUGUCGGCUUCCAAGAGAAAGAGACUCAUCAGUGUGCCAGUGGGUCAGCCGAGAGUCGCAUCAGAGUCCGCGCUAAAAUGGAUGUCACCCCAUAAUUGCCAAGGAUUGUCUCAGAGAUAUAAACUUCAACCAUGAGUCAUUAGAGUGACGGCUUAUACAAAUGGAUCUGGAACAGCCUUUGCCAACAUUACUGCACCAACCAUCGCCUUGGUAACUAAUAGACCGACCGUCACACACAAGCUGAAUCUGAACAUGCCCGCGCGACGAGUGUUUUUGGCAGACGGCAAGGAAGCCCUCAAACCUGAAGCUAUACCCCAUGAAGCCAACGUUUAUGUUUCAACAGGAGAGCCCUUUUUAAAUCCAUUCAAAAAAAUUAAAGACCAUCUGUUGUUAACGAAGAGAGUGACUUGGACAAUGCAUGGGUUGAUGCCUCCCAUUGAUGUCAAAAGACAGAAAACCAAGCCCGUACUUUCCAGAAGAAUGAAGACACUUGCUCAGAAGACCUCAGUGUGAAUUCUGAUCUUUAACAAUGGCAUGGGGCAGGAUAGGAAUGAGCUUACAGUGCAAAAGGAAACAAUCAGAAAAGGUAACUGAGUUUUAGAUGCCUGCACAGUGAAAAUAAGUCUAGAUUCACCAGCCAGAUAGAUUUAUGAUAUGAAUGGUAGAAAAAUUGAAGAUAUUUCAAAAUGUAAGUAG